This is a messenger RNA of Verticillium alfalfae VaMs.102, 963 nucleotides long. Its product is annotated as arabinan endo-1,5-alpha-L-arabinosidase A. The coding region runs from base 1 to 963 and encodes 320 amino acids. Lineage: Eukaryota; Fungi; Ascomycota; Sordariomycetes; Glomerellales; Plectosphaerellaceae. The record is from RefSeq and is a predicted model, not a curated record. The transcript has a single exon. Gene Ontology annotation, molecular function: arabinan endo-1,5-alpha-L-arabinosidase activity. Gene Ontology annotation, biological process: carbohydrate metabolic process.
AUGGUGUCACUCCGGCGACUUGCCAUCAGCGGCAUGCUGGCCAUGUCCACGAUGGCGCACACACUUGUCCCCAGACAGAAUGUCAACCCAGGACCUGUCACUGGCGACCUUUUCAUCCACGAUCCUACGGUUGUCAAGACUCCCGGCGGAACAUACCUGGCUGCCUACACCGGCGACAACGUCCAGCUGAAGACGUCUAGCGACCGCACCAACUGGCGCAACGCCGGCCCGGCAUUCCCCAACGGCGCACCAUGGACGACCACUUACACCAAAGGGGGAAAGAACCUCUGGGCUCCGGAUAUUUCCUACCAUGACGGAAAGUACUUGAUGUACUAUUCCGCCUCAAGCUUUGGGUCCAGUCGCUCGGCCAUCUUCCUCGCCACGAGCACUACAGGGUUGUCUGGCUCAUGGACCAAUCAGGGUCUCGUCAUUGAGUCAUUCGACAACAGCAACUACAACGCCAUCGAUGGCAACCUCAUUGUCGACGCGUCCGGCAAGUGGUGGCUCUCCUUUGGAUCCUUCUGGUCCGGCAUCAAGAUUGUGGCACUCGACCCCAAGACAGGCAAGCGUUCCGACAACAAGAUUACUUCCAUUGCCUCCCGUCCUGAUAACGGAGGUGCUGUCGAGGCGCCCUUCAUCAUCCGCAAAGGAAAUUACUACUACCUGUGGGUGUCCUUCGACAGGUGCUGCCAGGGUGCCGCUAGCACCUACCGCAUCAUGGUCGGCCGGUCCACGAGUGUGACUGGGCCUUACGUCGACAAGAGCGGCAAGCAGAUGAUGCAGGGUGGUGGCACCCAGAUGAUGUCGAGCCACGGCUCCGUUCACGGUCCGGGCCACAACGCUGUCUUCACGGACGGUGAUGGCGAUGUGCUGGUCUACCACUACUACAACAACGCAGGAACUGCGCAGCUCGGCAUCAACCUUAUUCGUUACGACAGUAAUGGCUGGCCCGUCAUCUACUGA